AUGCGCCGCGCUGCGCUGCACGUGCUGGCAAGCAUCACCCGAGUGCAAGAUUCAAGUUUAAUUGAUCAACUGCUUGACACGGGACAUCCUACUCUUCCCGUCCCGUCACCAUCAUCGCCAAUAGGAUGCCCUUCCAACCCGUCUGUUUCCACUUGCGCGUGCCACUGCAUCGGAGUACAUACUACUACGGUAGGUACCGGCCCGACGGAAGAGCAUCCCCACUUUUGUAAAGAAAAUCAUUUUCUCAUGGCAGAUCGCUCUAUUAAGACGUAUUUUCUUUCUGCGACAGAUAGACAGGCAGACAGACAGAUAGACAGCAUAUCGAAUCAACCUACCUACUUACCUACUUACUUACAUACGUAG
Molecule: messenger RNA, 363 nt
Organism: Rasamsonia emersonii CBS 393.64
Lineage: Eukaryota; Fungi; Ascomycota; Eurotiomycetes; Eurotiales; Trichocomaceae
Exons: 8
Coding region: 1-363 (120 amino acids)
Source: RefSeq, a predicted model, not a curated record